CAACACAACACAAAGAGUGUUGUUGUUGUUUUUUUGACAGCAGACUGUUCUGUGUGUACACAUUUAGUACAAACUGUUCUAUGUGUACACAUUUAGUACAGGUUGCUCUGUGUGUACACAUUUAGUAGGCUACAGGCUGUACGCAAACGGGACUUUUGAAAUUUUAAAACACCAUAAAACUGUGUCUAUUUUUUUAGAUUUUUCGAAAAUGCCAGGUGCUCCUGUCGACAAACUCUUUUUACUGGGUGUCUUUGGCAUAUUUUCUAGUGUGCUUCUAAUUAUUAUUGGAACCGCCACACCGAACUGGAUAUUCUGCUACUCCGGAACGUCUAUUUUAGGAACGCCUCUUAGCGGAACGUCUUCUAGCGGCACUCUCAACAGAGGGUUGUUCAAAACUUGUAACGAAGAUGGUUGUUCUUCUAUUACGAUACCUUCAGAUUAUGAAAUGGCAAUCCGAGCUCUGAGUAUUCUUGGUAUUAUUUUCGGAUGCAUGUCAAUGAGUCUGGCACUCGUGUUUGUACGCAAGGCGGUAAAUACCAAACCUGAAUCUAAAGCUUUACCGUAUAUCUCUGGAGCUCUAGCAACAAUAGGAGGUUUAAUGGCUUUCGCUGGGGCUCUGAUCUACGAGGUGGACGUGUACAGUAUCAGUUUCCUGGGAUUCGACGACUACCUCAAUUACAGCCUCGGCUUCUCCUUCGUGCUCAACAUGACGGGCGCCAUCAUCCUGGCGUCCACUGGCUCGCUGGUCAUGGCCGGAGGGGGCAGAAUGGUCCGGCAGGGCGCAGUGGGCACCGUUAUCACCACAGUACCCGUCGUGUACCAGGCUCAGGCGGUGGCCUACACCGGAGGUCCACAGCAGCAGUCGAGUUCGUACGGCGCACCGAUACCUGGAUACUACGCCACUGCUUACCCUCCGCCAGCUCCAGCUCCCCAGUCAUUGGUUACACCACCACCUUACAGUGAGGCUGUCAGUCAAAAGUAUUAACAAUAACUGUGAAGGCGGUCCAGGAGUCCCUGAUGCUCAGGAAGUCAUUAAAUAAGAACACCUUUUGUUAUAUUUAUAUAAUAUUAUCUAAUAUAUGUAAUUGAAAGUAAGGAGAAUGUAUGUAUUGUAUGUAUGUAUGUCCCGCAUAGAGAUCAAAACCGUUUGACCAAUCUUGAUAAAACUUGGCAUAAAUGUUCCUUAGAUCAUGGCAAAGACCGUAGUUAUGUUUAAUGUCCCUCCCACUCCUGGGGGGGGGGGGGUCAAUUUUUGUUUUUUUUAAAAAAGCUAAAUUUAUCUCUAGUGAAGAAGGAACCUUUUUAAAAUCGGGUAAACCCGUUUUUACAGUAUUUUAUAUUUGAUAUGAAUGUGUCGGCUAAAGAGUUAAACUACUUUCAUUUUCGUGGCAAAUUAAAAAAAAUGUGAAAGGAACAUUCUUCAUGUUUGCGUAGAUCUAAAUCCAAUCCACUACAUCAGUACUACCCAAACUAAGGCCCGCAGGCCGCGGGUCUUAUCCGCCCGGUAUUUAUAUAAACGUAAGUCGAUGGAAAGUUUAUUCAAAAUAGUUUUUAUGUAUUAUACGUUUCAGUAUUUUACAUGUUUUUAUUUUUGUUACUUUUAUGCUGCUUUUUGUUACGUUUAUGCUUAUUUUUGUUACAUUUAUGUUAAUUUUUGUUACAUUUAUGCUAAUUUUUGUUACGUUUAUGCUAAUUUUUGCUACAUUUAUGUUAAGAUUGUGUGUAUGUGUGUUUAUGUAACGUAAAUGUGUGUACAUUAACAAAUGCCAUUCUCUUUUGCUAUUCCAAUGGUAUAAAAUAAUACAACUUUCAUGAAAUUCUAAGCAAAAUAAACAACGAAACACCAAUAUAAAGUUUUGUAAAUAAGCGAAAUAAAAGAAAGACGUUAUGUUGAAAAUAAUCACUACGAGAUUUUGUUCUUAUAAUUUGAUAUUUAUUACAAAGCUUAUAUCAACUUACCAUAUCUGUGUGGUAGAAAGUGUGAACACGUUACUUCUCGCGGAUCAAAUUGAAACCUCGCACAAUUAUUCAUUGAUUCAUUGGCAUAAACAAGACAUGCAUCAAUUUUAAAAAAGUAACCAAUUCGUCAAUUAAUUACUGGUAUUCAUCAUUUUGUUUCAUACCAACAAAGGAAACUAAUCCUUCAGUAUUCACGGAUAUGGCUAAAUUUGUUGCGUUUUAAUCACCAUAAAUAAUUGUUAACGCGAUUUCUACCCCGAUCUUUCUCCGAUCAAGUUGAAACUUUAAACAGUUACUUUUUGUACCUAACAAAAUAUGAAUCAAUAAAAUAAAUACCAAAGUAUGUAAGCAGUUAUUAGAAAUUAAUUAUAUUGUUUCAUAUGGAAUAAGGGAAAUGACUCAUACAUGUGUGAUUGAUAUAGUUGUAAACUGCGCAGUUCUUAACCUUUAGAUAAAGAUUUUAUUUAAAAAAAAGGAUUUACUCUUUAUUUUUAAGAUCUGUUUAAAUUCUUUAACGAAAAUGUUCGAAGAAGAAAAGAAGAGAAAACGAUAUGAGGAAAUGUCGUGGCGAUUGAAAAACUUAAAAAAAAAAAAUGGAAUGUAAAAUUUUUAAAUACAUAAAAAAUAAUUAAGCAACGUUAUGGGCGCCAUAUUAAAGAUCAUUGUUUAAUAAGUAAAUAAUAAAACAAUAUUACAAAUUGAGGUUGCAAUGUGAUUAAGUUCAAUCGACCACCGAUAGAUAGGCUACUUCCAUGGGUCCGCAGUGCAUGGAGAUUGGCAGGUCUUUAAAAUGAAAAGCUAUGAACUAUUAAAUUAUUUUGUUGUCGAAAUUGUUUAAUUUAAAAUUAUGUAAAUUAACUGAAACUAGAAUUACUUCAUAUUCGAAAUAUAAAUAUGCUGAUUUUUAAUAGUUUAGUAACGGGAUGCAUAUGAAAUAGUUUGUAUAUGCAAAGUAGAGAAGGAUUACCCUUGAAAAUUUAAAGGGCAAGACAUGGCCUGAAAUGCGCCGAUGUGCCCCCCUUCUCCCCAAAAAAAUUUAAAAUAAAAUCAAUCAAUCAAAAAUAACAUAAUUUUAUUGUUAAAAUUUUUCAAUUUCAAAGUAGAUAUAUAAUUUAAAAGUUUUACAGUGUAUUAACAGUUAAAAAAUUAAAUCGCAAUUGGAGAUUUCCACAAUGAACUAAUCAAGGUCAAGGACGCUCAAUAAGACUUCACUGUUUCCAAAGAAAUAAAAGCUACAAACGAAAAAGAUUCGAAAAUUUGGAUCGUCUGCUGUGCUAAAAAGUGCAAAAAAAAAAAACAACAACAAAUAAACAUAGAACUUUAAAAAAAAAAAAAAACAUAGCUGAUCAACAUUUCCCUUCCUUCUAUACACCGGAUACUCCAAGAAGCUUGCUAUUAAUAGAUUUGCCUCCAUUUAUGAAAAUCAUGGUUUGGAGACCUCUGAAGAAGAGUCCAAGUUGAAGCGAGCACAAAAUAUUACAGUAUUUACAUUCAGCUUUUAAUAUCAAGUAAAGAAAUUUAAAAAAUACAAAUGUACUUUUAAUCAAAUGACACGAAACAAAAUUAAUCUUUUUCAAAUGAGAAAUUUUAAAAUAUAUAUAAUUUUUUUUUUUCAAUUUCACAAAAUUAUUAUUGUGUUUUAAACAAAUUGGUUUCCUUUUAAGUGGAUCUUUCUGUUAAUAACACUUCUUUGUUGCUUGCUGUUUUUAGGAUGUAAAUGUCGACUGUAUAAACGAAUGCUCAUUAUAAAGUCUGGUCAUCUACUUGAACUUGAUUGGUCUCGGCGUCCGCCUCGUCACC
Biomphalaria glabrata is the source of this 3759-nucleotide messenger RNA. RefSeq lists its product as uncharacterized. Lineage: Eukaryota; Metazoa; Mollusca; Gastropoda; Planorbidae. The coding region runs from base 209 to 985 and encodes 258 amino acids. The transcript has 4 exons. The record is from RefSeq and is a predicted model, not a curated record. Gene Ontology annotation, cellular component: membrane.